This is a messenger RNA of Dermatophagoides farinae (American house dust mite), 2738 nucleotides long. RefSeq lists its product as uncharacterized. Gene Ontology annotation, biological process: intracellular protein transport; receptor-mediated endocytosis. Gene Ontology annotation, molecular function: clathrin light chain binding; structural molecule activity. The record is from RefSeq and is a predicted model, not a curated record. Gene Ontology annotation, cellular component: clathrin coat of trans-Golgi network vesicle; clathrin coat of coated pit; clathrin complex. Lineage: Eukaryota; Metazoa; Arthropoda; Arachnida; Sarcoptiformes; Pyroglyphidae.
AAUUACUGCCAAAAUCACCAUCAUUGUUAUUAUUAUAUUGAAUGAAUAUAUUAUAUAUGAAUAUAAAACUCCAGUCGCGAUCAGACACAUCAUUUGCAAUUGAAUUUCAACUUUAAAAGUUCAAUUUUUUUUUCUCUCUCUCUCUGCUACUCUUUGUCCAUUAAUUGAAUUUCUUGCUCUGCUCAUUCAAUUCAUGAUGAGAAUGAAUGAACAAACGAACGAAAUCUUUGUAGAAUAACGCCUGGCUUAAUCAUCAUCAUCAUCAUCAUCAUCAUAUGUGAUUUGCCCUGGUGACAUAUUAUAAUCUUGUCAAAAGGAUCCAAUCUAUAUGACAACCGUAUUGGCGUCAUUAUUAUCACAUUGAUGAUUGUCAUAGCGAUUUUUUUUUCAGGGUUAUCGAUUAUCGUCAUCCAAAUAGCGACAAACACAAUCACCACCAUGAAAGAUCAUCCAAAUCAACAACAACAAACGCAGCAGCAGCAGCAACAACAAACGAUACGUGUAUCGCCCAUUUUCAAUCUACUUGAUUAUAAUAUUAAAAUCAAUGAUGUAUGCUGGAAUCAGGUUAAAAUGACCAGUAGUAAAUGGAUAUCAUGUUGUCAUCGAAUUAUUAAUCAAUCACGUAAUAAUAAUCAACAUCAAGAUAGUCAUAGCCAUCAUAAUAAUCAUCAUCAUCAUCAUCAUGAAUUAUCACCAUCACCAUUUAAUACAUUUAGUGGACGUCGAAAUAAUCAUCAUCACCAUCAUCCACAUCGAUGGUAUUCACCAUCAAUGCAAUCGGAAAAUUCAUUUCAAUCAUUCAUUAUGAAUCAAUCGCCAACAAAUUCAUCAUCAUUCUGUUCAUCAUCAUCAUCGACAGCUACUACAGCCAAUACAAGUGAUUGUGAUUGGACUAUUGAUCGAUUAACACAAUCAUCAUCAUCAUCAUCGUUUUCUUCGAUACGUUCGAUGCCAUUUCCAACAACGCCUAUACGUCCAUUACCGCCUCAUCAUCAACAACAUUUAACAUCAUCAAAAUUUCAUCGUGAUCUCCCUCCAAUGGCACGUAACCAUCAUUAUCCAUAUUCGAAUCAUUUUCGAUCAAAAGAUGAUUCAAUGAUGAUGAUGAUGAUGCAAAAUGCCAGAUCACCAGCACAAUCAUCAAAUAUACAAAGUGUCAUUACAUUGAUCAAUCCAUUUGAAUAUUUAUUAAUUAAUUGUGAAACAAAUCUGGAUACAAAUUGUGCACAAAUUAGUCCCGAACAGGAUAUUAUUGCUGUAUCGAAUGAAUAUUGGCUUGCAUUCUAUUCAAUACGUGAUAAUGAUUGUUUUGGUAUGGUACAAUUUCCAAAUAAAUGUCUAUAUUGGACAUGGAUCAAUAGUGAUUCAGUUGCAAUUAUAACCGAAGACGAUGUUUAUCAUUGGUCCAUAAUGAUGGAUCCCAGUGGACAACAAUUAUCGUUACAUGAUAAUUCACCGAAAAUGAUAUUUUCAUUGAAUGAAGAUUUUAAACAUUAUCAAAUUGUCAACUAUAGUAUCGAUCCAUUGUAUGGAUAUUGGUCAGCAUUGACCGCACUCUAUCUUGAAGAUGAUGAAAUAUGUGGUAAAAUACAAAUUCAUUCACAAUCCUAUGGACAAAGUCAAUGUAUAGAUGCACAUGUAGCCACAUUUGUUGGCUAUCGUUUCGAAGGAAGUGCCAAUGAUUCAAUUUUAUUAAUUGCCUGUAAACGUGAUACAAUUCAUCUUUGGAAGCUAUAUAUAAUCGAAUUGAGUACUACGGCCAAUCCAGCUAAUAGUUAUUAUAAAAAUCGUCCAAUGAAAAGUCAACAUUUAAUGUUACAUGGAUUCCAACGAACAACAACAAAUUUCACAUCAUUACGUAAUAAUAAUCUUCAUAAUAAUAAUCAUCAUGAUGAUCAUGAUGAACAAAUGCAAUGUCACAAAGAAGACCAUAACGCACAACAACAACAACAACAUCCAUCGUCUUCAUCACCAUCAUCAUCAUCAUCAUCAUGCACAACAACAGCAAAGAAUCAAUUUGUACAAUAUGAUGACAUUCCUACGCAUAUUGUUUGUGAUAAUUAUAUUGGCCUUAUAUUCAUUAUAUCUAAAUAUGGUUCUAUCUAUAUUUGUGAUCUCGAAACUGGAAUACCAUUAUAUUAUGAUAUAUUGAAACAAUGGACAGAUAAUGUAGCCAUAUUUUCAAUAUCAUAUGAUUCGAAAAAUUCCUGCCUUUUAGCCUUAUGUCGUAAUGGUCGUGUAUUGGUCAUAAAGAUUUUAUUGAAAAAAUUAUUAGAACAUAAAAAAUUACAAUCAAAUAUUCGUAAUCGUAUUAGUCAAAGAAUUCAUUGUAGAAAAUUAUCACGUAUGUCAUCCACACCAAAUAAUAAUAAUGAUAAUGAUGAUGCCGUAAAAAAUUAUCGUACAGUCAGCAUAUCUGUCAACAACAACAGCAGCAGCAGCAACAAUAACAACAACAACAACAAUACAAGGAAAAAGAUGAACGCUGAUGAUAAACAUUCGAAUCGAUCAUCAUCGAUUAUAAUAAUCGAUGAUGAUGAUGAUGAUGAUGAUGGUAGAAACAAUCGAUCCAAAAAACAAACACCAUCCGAUAAUCAACAACUACCAGCAUCAUUUUAUAUUGAUCAAGAUGAUCUUGUCGAAGAGAUAACACGAUUGUGAUCCUGAAACAAAAACAAAACAAACGAACAAAAAAAACCUGAAAACCUCAAAUACUCAGAAAAAAAAUGAACUGAAAA